CUACCUUUAUACUUCUCACAAUGAAUUAAUAUCCGUAUUUAAAGAAAUUUUGUUCUUUCAAGCAAUAUAGGAGUUAUUAAUGACUAAAGUCUAUAUUGCCUUCUAUGUACAUAUAGUUGUGCAAAAUAUAUUUCACAAUAUCAUACUCAUACUGCCGCCUAUGGUAAAAAGAGACACUUUUCAUUCUUCUUCAACGAUACAGUUGUCAUUUGUUGAGAAGACAUCAAGAUGUUUCGGUGUUAUUUAUCUUUGGUGUGGAUGUUUUCUGUUUUUCUUUUGGUAGAAGGAUUGAUAAUCGAAGAUGUUCGCCUGUCGGGGACACGUGUACCUAGCGAAGGACUGCUGGAAGCGAAAGUAAACGGCACUUGGGGUGCCGUCCGCUACAUAUCUCGGUACAAUUGGCGAGAUCCGCUAGAUGACCUCAUGUGUAGGACAUUCGGAUAUGUGAAUGAAUCUGUGAUGCAGCCUCGAUAUUACGGAACACCGCAUGCCGCCUUUACGAUCCGACGCUGCCCCGUCGAUAUGACGUCACUGCAAAUGCUCAACACAUCAUGUGAGCUCCAGGCAGGAAAUCCGCAAUCAGACUACGACAACAUCUUUAAAACCAUAAACUGUCGAGCGUUACAACUGGUAGACGGUCCUUCCCCAUUGGAGGGUCGGCUGGAGGCGGGACUGUUCGGUCAACUGCAGGUCGUGUACGGGCGUUCCUUUGAUUUGAAGGCGGCAAAUGUCACGUGUACAUCAUUAGGGUAUCGCGGAGUUCGCUCCUGUAACACCAGCAUGCAAUAUGGCGCUAGAAAACUACCUCUGUAUACACGCAACAUCCAGUGCACGGGUACCGAGCUUUCACUUGAGCAAUGUUAUCACUCUGGUGACUACGCCGCGUCACGCACACCGGCUAACGUCGUCAGUGUUGCUUGCGAUGGCGGACCACUUAAGUUGUAGCAGAUUAAGGGCAAUCGGUCAUACGAGGGAAGAUUAGUCGGUUACCAUGACAAUAUUUGGUAUGACGUCGUUGGUCGAAUUUCGGAAACCACAGCGAAGACAAUGUGUUCUUUUCUUGGAUAUGGCCAUGUCGGUUUCGCUACUCGAGUAUAUCCUAGCAAGAAUUUGUAUUACUACAAACAAGACAUUGUAUGUGACGGGCAUGAGAAAUACAUAGAGGAGUGUCAGGGCGAGCUGAAAUACUGCGUCGAACGGAGAUAUUACCACUGUGCACACUUGUCAAAUAGCUUAACUCACGUGGUUCUAUUUUGCUCGGACUACACACUGGAAAAUAUCAGCCUAUCAACGAGUGGCGUUAUACAAGUGGGCGUGAACGGUCAGUUAUGGGCUGUCUGUGACGCCUACUUUACUCCCGAAACAGCCAAUAGCGUCUGUACUGUUCUUGGGUUUAACGGUACAUCAAGCAUCGAUGUUAAGACAACAGGUGAUACCUCAGAUAUAGAAAUACUGGGGUCGAUAAUAUGUAAGCCGAAUGCAACAAGCGUUAUCGACUGUCACAUCAAGCACCAGUUCAGUUAUCGGCCCUACGAUCGAUCGGCAGAGUGUAGAAGCUACAUCAUGCUUACAUGCAACUGAUGUCUUGUGUAGAUAUUUACCACGUCCGAAAGACUCGAACAUGUUGUUACAUAGUGUCUGAAUUAACUUAAAGCGAAUACAUUUAAAUAU
Mya arenaria is the source of this 1671-nucleotide messenger RNA. RefSeq names its product neurotrypsin-like. The transcript is spliced from 9 exons. The coding region runs from base 229 to 945 and encodes 238 amino acids. NCBI's taxonomy places the organism in Eukaryota, Metazoa, Mollusca, Bivalvia, Myida, Myidae. Gene Ontology annotation, cellular component: membrane. The record is from RefSeq and is a predicted model, not a curated record.